AUGCUCUUUGAGCUUCAGGCAACCCUGUCUACGAAAUCGCCCAUGAGCACGCCGAUUUUUUCCGGGAAAUGUGAUGUGCGGCACGAGAUAGAUUUCGUGCCAGGAUCAAAACAUUGCGUGACACGGCAGUGGCCGUUAUCGCGCGACCAAGUCAUCGCUAUUGAUGAAUUGUUCGAGGGUCGCCGCAAGGCUGGCCAUGCCCGCGAGAGUAUCUCGCCACAUUCGAGCCCGACUUUCUAUGUGAAGAAAGCCACCGGCGAUUGGCGCAUUGUGCACGCCUUCAACAAGCUGAAUGACGCCACUAUAUCGCUCAAACGCCUAUCCCUCGAAAAGACAUGUUAUUAA
Messenger RNA from Peronospora farinosa, 345 nucleotides. Lineage: Eukaryota; Oomycota; Peronosporomycetes; Peronosporales; Peronosporaceae. The record is from the annotation of a GenBank genome assembly.